UGAAUACCUAUUUUUCUAUUUCAUUAUUUUCAAAAAUUUAGUAUCCAUUCAAUUUCUGCAUUGUACUAAGCAAUCAUUUUGUUCGCACACAGAAAUCAAUAUUUUUGAGAAUCAAUACAAGAGAAAUCUCUGAGGUGUUGAGGUCGUUCAAUAAUAUCGAAUCAAACCAGAGAAUUUGCUGAUAAACUUCUACAAAUAAAAAGGAAAAGUAGAUCAUUCAAUUUUCAAUGACAGGGUUGUCACUAUAUAUAAUUUAGGCUUCUUCAUCACAAAAUGUGUUCAAGUUGAUGAGGUAUGAUUUCUUCCUCACGAACUAUCUUCAAAGUAAUCAGAACAUAUAAAAAGAUAACUUCCUUUUUUGAUACUCAGCACUGUGGUAAAACUAAUAAAUAAUGUCGAAUGUUGAUCAGUCCGAAAGAACAAAUGAAAAUAGUUUGACUUCUAUAUGUUCAGUGGAAUCGAGAAAUUCUCAAAACUCGGAAGUGUACCCAAAUUUUCUAGAAAAUGAAUUGAAUCAAAAAAUUGGCUUAGACCAGAAUGAGGAUGUUGAGAAGUAUAAGCAACUACUGUAUGAUUAUUAUUUGAAAGCUGAAGAUUUGGAGAGUAAAUGCUCAAUGUUGCAUAGAAAUCUACAGGAAGUGAAAGAUGCUUGGGAGAAAACAAAAGUUUUAAAAGAUACAGCGUUGAAAGAAAAAGAAAAUAUGACUCUAAAAUUUGCAAAGGGAGAAAGAAAAAUGUUGAAUGAAAAAGAAUUGAAGGAAAAGGCAGAGAAGAAGUGUAAGAUAUUGGCCAAUGAAAUUGACACCUUACAAAAAAAAUUAUUGAUGAAGUCAGAUGAGAAAACUAGAAUUUCUUUUAUGUAUGAUAACAAAAUACAUGAACUUAAAGAUAUGAAAUCUGAGAAUAAUCGAAUUGUAAAUGAAAAUUGUAUCUUGAAGAAUGAGUUGAAGUUAUGUCAGAUUGCUUUGAAAAACCAAGCUGACCUGUAUGGGAAAGCCCAGUCUACAAUCAAAAAUUUGAAUGAAAAAAUUCAGACUUUAACUGAAGAGAAGGAAAGGGUAUCAUCUGAAAAUAUCAAUGAAAAUCCUGCAGAGUUGCAAUUGAAAUUAAAAGCGAUCGAAAUUGAUAGAAAUGAGACUAAACAACAACUACAAGAACUCAAUGAAUCUUUUGAUGAGUUAACUUCAAAAUAUCAUGAUUUACUAAAGGAAAAUAGUAAUUUUUCUAAUAGAAUACAAACUUUAGAGUCCAAUAUAUUAGAAUACCAACAUCUAUUGAAACAUGAAGUUUUUUCUGGAGACGAUUUCAAUGAUAAAGAAACCAUAAAUGUAGAAGAAAACACAUUGAUUGAAUUGGAACGAAAACUUGAUUUAUUAGAAAUGAAAAAUAAAGAACUAGAAGAUGAUAUUUACUCAUGUAGGGUUCGGGAAACUGACACAUUAUUAUUCAGCCAGCAGCUUUCAGACAAAAAUGCAAAAUUGCAGUCAGAAAACUACAAUCUCAAUAAUAUGAUACAAGUUCUUAAAAGUGAGAAAUAUGAGUUAAAUAAACUGUACACAGAGUUUAAGGAAAAUUUUAUAGCUUUGUCGAAGCAGCUUGCUUGUGAAAGAAAGACAAAUCAACAUGAAAAAAUGAAAAUUUCAUGUGAAUUGGAGACUUUGCAAAAGAAUUUAACCGAGCAAAACAGACAAAAUCUUAAGUUGAAACAGCAAUUAUUGGAUCUUCAAGGGGAAAUCUGUAUUAUCAAAAAAAAACACAAUAGUUCACUGAGGGAAUUUCGAAAAGAAAUAAAGUUGUGUAAAAACAAUCAUGAUAUUUCUUCAAAUAGCAGUUGUCCCUCAUCUCUGUCUCUGGUUAGCUCUACAUCGAAGGGAACAGAACACUCCUUUGACCAGGUUGAAGUUAUUCAACCUGAGAAUGUACUGAAUCAAAAUGUUCUCAUAAAGCGUAUUCUUAGGUUACAAAAAAUCAGUGUGCGGAAAUCAGAGAAGAUAGAUUUCCUGCAAGAUAAGACAGAAGCAUUGUUGUUCGAGCUGCAUAAGAAAAGAAGAUUGCUACAAUUUUAUUUCUUGCAACAACAAACGGAAACUUUGACUUCCAAUAAGAUGGACCAAAUUAAAUUAAAUAUUUGCAAAUUUGGAGGAGUUAUGGCGUCCCUUUAUGAUGCAAGAGUAGCCGAUAAUAAUCUCACAUUGGGAUUGUCCCUGGAGAUAAACCACAAAUUACAAGCCCUUCUUGAAGAUGUUUUGUUGAAAAAUAUGAUUCUGAAGGAUAAUGUCAGAAUAUUAGGAGAAGAAAUUGAAAAAUUGAAGAGACAAUUGAGAAAAAUAUGAUUAUUUAAGGAUGAGCUGAGUUUUUUGUUAUGAGUAUAUGACAACUGGGAGGGAUAUGGUUUUAAGUUGCGAUAUAAAAGCGUAAAUGACCCAAACAAUGUUGAAAAUAUCUAUCGACAAGAAAACUGUAAAGUGAUGUUCUUUUAGGGGAAUAUAUGAAUCUAAUUGGCUUUCUAUAUUGUAUUCUUUCAGUAAAAAAAAAUGUUUUUUUCUUGGUAAUCUUUAUAUUAUAUAAAAACGAAUGGCUUAGUCACCCCAUAAUUUGAGAACGACUUAACCAAUUUAUUCCGUCAAACACAAAUAACAAUCAAAAUGAACUUUUGUAUGUAGGUUUGGGUGAGGUCCUGGAUGGUUUAGAUUCACAGUCAAGUUCGGUUGGGGGCGUUGCAGUCGAGUUAUGGGACUGUGUUUCCAACAAAAUUUGAAGUCAUUGGACUAUAAAUCUUAAAAUCAAGGAGUAAUAGCAAAAACUUCAACUCAUUAAUGAAAAAAAAAAGAAGUUUCAGCUUCUAUCAGCUCCAUAGGGGCUGGCGCUUGUUCACAAGGAGUUAUAAUGAAAACAUCAACUUGAGUUUAUGAAAUCAGUUUAGAAUCAGUGGAUAGAAAUAAUUAGCUAUUUUGAAUGUGGACUGGAAGAUAUCCCAAAUGUACCAGUCUGUGAUUAAUAACCUUUUUUUUUUCAAUACAUCGUUUUCGCAUUGGGAUAGCAGAGUAACUGCU
Coccinella septempunctata (seven-spotted ladybird) is the source of this 3053-nucleotide messenger RNA. RefSeq names its product coiled-coil domain-containing protein 186-like. Gene Ontology annotation, molecular function: small GTPase binding. Lineage: Eukaryota; Metazoa; Arthropoda; Insecta; Coleoptera; Coccinellidae. Bases 393 to 2333 code for a protein of 646 amino acids. Gene Ontology annotation, biological process: vesicle cytoskeletal trafficking. Gene Ontology annotation, cellular component: trans-Golgi network. The record is from RefSeq and is a predicted model, not a curated record. The transcript has a single exon.